AUGGGUCACUGCAGUGCUAAUGCUUCCAUCCACCUUGUCUCACUAAUUAUACUGUCAGGAAUUUUAUCCCUUGAAACCAUUAAACUCGGUUUCUGCAGUGAUGAUCAUAAUGUAGGAUGCAUAGAUAUAGAGAGGAAAGCCCUUCUCAAGCUCAAACAAGGCCUCAUGGAUCCUUUCGGACGGUUUUCGUCUUGGGUGGGAGAAGAUUGCUGCAAAUGGAGUGGUGUAGGGUGCAACAACAUAACUGGACGUGUCAACAGGCUCGAUCUUAGCACUGGUGAUGGUGGUGAGAUCAACCCUUCUUUGCUUGUUUUGAAAGAUUUGGUUUACUUGGAUUUGAGCAUGAAUUUCUUUGAAGGUGUCUUUCCAAGUUUCAUUGGAUCACUAGAGAAACUGAAAUACCUCGAUCUCUCUGGUUCAUAUUUUGUUGGAGUCAUUCCCCCCAAUCUUGGAAACCUCUCAAGGUUGCUUUAUCUUGAUCUUAGUACUUUAUAUAGGGACAACCCAAUUGAGACUGACCUUCAGUGGCUUGCAACCCUUUCUUCCUUAAAGUACCUUAACUUGGAAGGAGUGAACCUUACUAAGACUACAUCCUAUUGGCUUCCCGCUAUUAAUAUGCUCCCUUCACUUGUUGAAUUGCGUUUGCCCUCUUGUAGUCUUUCCAUGCUUCCUCUCACUCUUCCUUCCAUCAAUUUCACAUCCCUUUCAGUUCUUGAUCUCUCUGACAAUAAAUUCAACUCCACGAUACCUCCUUGGUUGUUCAAUCUCACUAAAUUAGAGAUGUUGGAUUUCGAAUUUAACCGUCUGACAGGAAAACUGCCUGAUUCUUUGGGAUAUCUUAAAAGCUUGAGAUACCUCAACUUGUCGAGUAACUUACUUGAGGGUUCAAUCCCAAAAUCGAUUGGAAAUUUAACAUCUUUGGAGGAGUUUAACCUUGAAACGAAUCAAAUGAGUGGGAUCAUCCCAGAAAGUCUUGGGGAGCUCUCAUCGCUGGUUUCACUUGAUAUCUAUGACAACACAUGGGAAGGUGCCAUUACAAAAGCUCAUUUUGCGAAACUUGGAGGCCUAAGAAAAGUAUCAAUUGGAAAUUAUGUCCGAAACAUUCCCUUGGUUUUCAACAUAAGUUCUGAUUGGAUACCUCCUUUCAAAUUAAGAUACUUGGAAACUGCUUCUUGCCAACUGGGUCCCAAAUUUCCUACGUGGCUUAGAAAUCAGACUCAAUUGACCAUGGUGGUACUCUAUAGUGCUAGGAUUUCAGGCACCAUACCAGAUUGGUUUUUGCAGUUGGAUUUGCAAUUAGAUGGGCUAGAAUUCGUUGAUAAUCAACUAAGCGGCAGGGUGCCCAAUUCAUUCAGAUUCAGCUAUGAUUCCUUUGUUGAUUUGAGUUCAAACCGCUUUGAAGGCCCACUCCCACUCUGGUCCUCAAACAUUUCCAGGCUGUAUCUUAGAGAUAAUCUAUUUUCAGGGCCAAUUCCUCAUAACAUUGGUCAAGUGAUGCCCAAUUUGACAUAUCUAGACAUUUCUACGAACUCCUUGAGUGGAAGCAUUCCCCUGUUCUUGGGUAAUUUAAGCCAAUUAGAAGCCAUAUUGAUCUCAAAUAACCUCUUUUCUGGUGAGGUUCCUCAUUUUUGGAACAAUAUGCCAUCAUUGUUUUGUAUAGAAUUGUCAAACAACAGUCUCUCUGGCACAAUCCCAAGAUCUUUAGGCUCUCUUACUUCACUCGAGUUCUUGGGCCUCUCUAGCAACAACUUUUCAGGUGAAGUUCCUUCCUUGAAAAACUGCACUCACCUGAGAAUUCUUGAUCUCGGUGAUAACAAGUUUUCUGGACCGAUUCCGGCUUCCAUCGGAGAAAGCAUGCCCAAUUUACAGAUUCUAAGCUUGAGGUCUAACUCAUUUACGGGAAGCAUCCCUUUAAAAUUAUGUGGCCUUUCCGCUCUCCAUAUAUUGGACUUCUCACACAACAAUCUUUCCGGAAAUAUUCCCCAUUGCAUAGCGUUGAUCUCUCGGACAAUAAAUUGUCAGGAGAGAUACCUAUCGAGCUAA
This is a messenger RNA of Prunus persica (peach), 2043 nucleotides long. Its product is annotated as probable LRR receptor-like serine/threonine-protein kinase At4g36180. Gene Ontology annotation, molecular function: protein binding. The transcript is spliced from 2 exons. Lineage: Eukaryota; Viridiplantae; Streptophyta; Magnoliopsida; Rosales; Rosaceae. The coding region runs from base 1 to 2043 and encodes 680 amino acids. The record is from RefSeq and is a predicted model, not a curated record.